AUGCGCUUAGCUCAUUUGCACAUCCCAGGCCUUAUACCUUAUAGCCACUCGCUACGGUUGCAAAACGCCAUCAUCGACAGGCACUUUAGACACAAGGACUUGUUGCGGCUUUCAGCAGCAACAGCACAACCGGCAGGCCAUGUUCAUGCAGCAGCUGAAAGCCGUGACGCCCAGAGUGGAAUGAGCACUCAGAUCCACGCAUGCGUACCCAAGGAAAAGCACACUGGUCGGGAAGACCUGUCGGAUCCAGAAAACCCAAACGCCUUGACUGGACCAGCAUAUCGCACUGGAAACGCCACAAGGCUGCACGAAAAUGCCGCUGAGGGAUCCAAUGAUCAAACAGCUGCUGCAAUGCUUCGACCCGGAAAUGGCAGCAGCUGCACUACCUCAUCAAGCUCGACGUCGAACCAGAGGCCGGGGUUCCAAAAUCACCAACACGAUGAUACCGGUCCACCAGACCCUGUCCUCCUCACGUUUAGUACCCCUCCUACCUACACGGUUGGCCGGCGCCACUUGUUGACCAACCCAAUCUCUCCAGAGCAGCAGUCCUUCCUUUCGGCCAACGGCCUUGCGACCUUCCACGCUUCUCCUCGCGGCGGGCUUCUCACCUACCAUGCCCCUGGACAGGUGACAGGGUACGUGAUUGCUGAUCUUCGGCGCCACGGAAUCACAGCACGCUGUUGGGUGAGAUUAUUGGAGGAGAGCGUUGUCCGCACGUGUAGUGCAUGGGGCGUCAGGACGGGGCGGACAAGUGAUCCUGGGGUCUGGGCGCUUGGCCCCGAGCAGACACGACCUCCGCCAACACAGACACGCGAACCCGGGACCAGCGGUCGCAAAAUAUGCGCCAUCGGCGUCCAGGUCUCACGGGGCAUUACUUCCCAUGGAAUCGGACUGAACGUGCAUGACGCGGCUCCGGGCUCGUCAGACACACAACAGCGGGGAACGAAAACUUUCACAUUCACGCCUGCUCAGCUUUGCUCUCCGUCCUAUGACCCCGUCACCAAGGGUUAUCUAUCAUGGGGUUUCAGCCGCAUUGUGGCCUGCGGCCUCGAAGGCAAGAGCGUCACUUGGUUGACCAGGGAGAUGGAUCUCCCAGACCCUGACCCUGACCCAGCGCUGGCACGUUCAUCGUCUUCGAUAGAGCCACUUCCUCAACCGACUGAAGAAGCCGUCGCCACGAUCCUCGCCCGCGAGAUCAUGAGUGGCCUAAACACCAUGAGAGGCGCAGACAAGGAAGCCGUUGACGGGAUAUACAUGAUUCAAGAGGAUGAUGUCCUGACAUGA
This is a messenger RNA of Cladophialophora yegresii CBS 114405, 1284 nucleotides long. RefSeq lists its product as uncharacterized. Lineage: Eukaryota; Fungi; Ascomycota; Eurotiomycetes; Chaetothyriales; Herpotrichiellaceae. The coding region runs from base 1 to 1284 and encodes 427 amino acids. The transcript has a single exon. Gene Ontology annotation, molecular function: lipoyl(octanoyl) transferase activity. Gene Ontology annotation, biological process: protein lipoylation. Gene Ontology annotation, cellular component: mitochondrion. The record is from RefSeq and is a predicted model, not a curated record.